CACACGGCCCCCAAACGGUAACUAGAGAGCAGAAGAAACUCGCAUUCCCAUUCCCAGCCAAUCGCCUCUCGCUUUUAAAUCCUGCGCCCUACCGCCGCCUCCACUCCCACCGCUCUCAAUCCUCCCGCCUCUUCCUAAUCCGCCUCCUCCCGCUCAGUCGCCGCCGUGGAGGAAGGAGCAACUCGAUCGCCAGUCAUGACCCGGGGAGAGAACCAGGAGUCGCAGACCGGGAACGUCUCCGCCGCAUCUGCGGCUGCGCCGGGACCGAAGCCGGCAUCGGCGGGGGCCGGGAAGGGCGCGGAGGGCCAGUCGGUGGUGCGGCGGCUGCAGUCGGAGCUGAUGGCGCUGAUGAUGGGCGGCGACCCGGGCGUGUCGGCGUUCCCCGAGGGGGACAACAUGCUCCACUGGGUGGGCACCAUCGCGGGAUCCGCCGGGACGGCCUACGAGGGCACCUCCUACCGCCUCGCGCUGGCCUUCACCGCCGAGUACCCGUACAAGCCGCCCAAGGUGCGGUUCGACACCCCCUGCUUCCACCCCAACGUCGACGUGCACGGCAACAUCUGCCUGGACAUCCUCCAGGACAAGUGGUCCUCCGCCUACGACGUGCGCACCAUCCUCCUCUCCAUCCAGAGCCUGCUCGGAGAGCCGAACAACGACUCGCCGCUCAACACGCAGGCGGCGGCGCUUUGGGCGAACCAGGAAGAGUUCAGGAAGAUGGUGGAGAAGCUCUACAAGGCCGCCGCGUAGAGGACAGCACACGGCGCAGAUGCCGACUCAGGUUCUUCAAGCACCGAUCUCACUUGGAUCGAUUGACGUGGAUGGUUUUGUUGGGUUGGGUUCCCAGUCUGGUGCUGUAGCGGUGUAGCAGGAACGCGUGGGUAGCCUUGAGCCUGGCGAUUCUGUAAUUGUCCUUUGAGUUCUGAAAUGUUAAGAGAUUCAUUUUUACAUGACUUUUUGUUUUUUCAUUUUUACACUCUGGAUAUGGACGGGACUAGUUGAAUUUAGGAAGAUCGUAUGAUCUCGAAAAUGUUCAGUAACUGCAUCAACACAAUGUUCAAAUGACCUUCGUCCUUGUUGCCGACUGGGAAGGAAAAGCCACCUCGUUUCCUCUUCUAACGGCGCAGUGUUGCUCGGAUGAUGUAUCAAAUGGACCCUAUAGCCAAACUACGAAUGGUGUUUUGAAUUGGGAUUUUUUUUAUAAAGACAAUCAUUUUUUUCU
Zea mays is the source of this 1219-nucleotide messenger RNA. Its product is annotated as putative ubiquitin-conjugating enzyme family. The record is from RefSeq and is marked provisional. NCBI's taxonomy places the organism in Eukaryota, Viridiplantae, Streptophyta, Magnoliopsida, Poales, Poaceae.